Talaromyces amestolkiae is the source of this 1284-nucleotide messenger RNA. RefSeq lists its product as uncharacterized. Bases 1 to 1284 code for a protein of 427 amino acids. Lineage: Eukaryota; Fungi; Ascomycota; Eurotiomycetes; Eurotiales; Trichocomaceae. The record is from RefSeq and is a predicted model, not a curated record. The transcript is spliced from 2 exons.
AUGUCCAUCCCAGAAGAACAGCCUACCGGCGAAUACCGCCAAUAUCUCCCGGACCUGGGAAUUCCACGCUUCACGACCAUGAAGACCCAGGAUGCGCACGAGUAUGCUCAUGCAUUCAAGACGAAGCACAUUCCUCCUUGGUUAUAUGCUUUGUUUGAGCAUUGGCGGGAUUUGUAUGAAGAGCCUUAUCAGGGAAUUUCUACAGAUGGCACCAUCCGUCAGGGUUUGUUCCCCAUCCAAGACGAAGGACUUCCAGUCGAAGACAUCGUUUCCUCAGUCGAAGGCCUGACUAAACUCCUGAAUGACGACCAACGCAAAGCCAUCUCAUUCCACAUCGACUCACCCGAAUGGCGAACAUGGUCAAACCCCGAAUUUCUUCUUGUUCACAAGGGCCUGCGUUUAGACGAAGUUGAUGCUCCCGUCCGAGAAGCCAUUAUGAAAGUCCUCGAGACCACCCUCUCUCCCGAAGGGUACGACAAAGCUGUCAAAGCGAUGCGAAUCAAUCAUUAUCUCGGCGAAUUGGUUGAAUCCUCCAAAGUCAUGAAUGAAUUUUCGUACAACUUUGCUAUUUUCGGAAGACCGUCUACUACACGGCCUUGGGGAUGGACAUUCUACGGUCACCAUCUCUGCCUCAAUAUCUUCAUCUACAAGGGACAAAUUGUCGCUAGUCCAUGGUUCACUGGUGCCGAGCCUAACGAGAUUGAUUCUGGUCCAUACAAGGGUACUCGCAUUCUACAAGUCGAGGAGACUCUUGGUAUUCAACUCAUGCAGUCCUUGCCGGCUGAAGUCCAGCAAAAGGCUCAAACAUAUAAGAAAAUGAACGACCCCGAAAUGCCUCCUGGCCGUACCAACAAAGAUGACCAGCGACACCUGUGCGGCGCGUACCGUGACAACAGACAAAUACCAUACGAGGGUGUCCUCGUCUCGGGCUUCACCUCCGCACAAAAAGAGCUUGUCUACAGUAUCCUAGAGCAAUACCUCCUCUACCUGCCCAAGCGAUCCCGCGACCUCAAAAUCGAACAAAUCAAGAAACACGAGGCCGAAACAUACUUCUCCUGGAUCGGCGGCUAUGAGGAUAAUGAUCCAUUCUACUACCGUCUACAGAGCCCCGUCAUCCUUGUAGAGUUUGAUCAUCACUCGGGUGUGUUUUUGACGAAUGAGGAGCCGAAGAAGUUCCAUAUUCAUACUUUGCUUCGUACGCCGAAUGCGGGUGAUUAUGGGUAUGCGUUGAGGCCGUUGAUUCCGCCUGUUGAAAGUACGAUUGCGAAGCCUAUUACUUGGUAG